Ceratotherium simum simum (southern white rhinoceros) is the source of this 1510-nucleotide messenger RNA. NCBI's taxonomy places the organism in Eukaryota, Metazoa, Chordata, Mammalia, Perissodactyla, Rhinocerotidae. The record is from RefSeq and is a predicted model, not a curated record.
AUGUAUUCAGUGCCCCAACAAACCCAAGAGAAAGAGAAGAAGAAGUGGAGACGUGUCCUGUGGAGCUUCCCUGCAGAGGACCUUCCCAUUGCCACCUGGGCCAACGUGGGCGACGGGAAAGGAGGGACAUGUGAAGUGAUAGCAGCACACAGAUGUUGUAAUAAGAAUCGCAUUGAAGAGCGGUCACAAACAGUAAAGUGUUCCUGUCUACCUGGGAAAGUGGCUGGAACGACAAGAAACCGACCUUCCUGUGUCGAUGCCUCCAUAGUGAUUGGGAAAUGGUGGUGUGAGAUGGAGCCUUGUCUAGAAGGAGAAGAAUGUAAGACUCUCCCCGAUAAUUCCGGAUGGAUGUGCGCUACAGGCAAUAAAAUUAAGACCACAAGAAUUCACCCAAGAACCUAAGGGAAGCAUUUGUUGUGGUAGUAAAGGAAAACCAACUCUGCGGAAAAUACAUUUUAAGGAUUUAAAACAUCUAACACAUUACAAGCCAAAUGGAUUUCUUAUUUGCACUUUGACUGGUUACCAGAUAAUCAUAAUACUUGUACUGUGUGUCACGAAGUAUCCCACAGUGAGAAGACUCGAAGCUUUUGGCAACACCACGGAAAGUGGAUUUAAAAAAAGAGUUUUCUGAAUGAAAAUUUUGGGGAUUACGAAGAACGAUCAACUAUCUUCUAAUUUGGAUCUAUAGUUACUUUGUACCAUUUGAAAUAUAUGUAUAUAUAUAUAUAAUAUUUUGAAAUAUUAUAUAUUCUCUUCAAGAAAUGAACAAUACCACAGUUUGAGGCGGCUGGUGUAACUUUUUGAGUUUUGAAUGUUUUGUUUUGUUUUGUUGCCAUUUCUUUUUCUAUCCACAAGGAAGACGUGCCCUUUUGAGAGUUCAAUAUGACACUCCCACUGGAAGGCCAGCUACAGGUGGACUCCUGGAAUCUGAGACAUCAUAACAAUAUGGAAUCAAGAGCUUCCUUCUGUUUCUACCAGAUGGCACAAGGAAGCACCUCGUCCUGUUUUAUUGCUGUUUACCCUGUGCAAUAAUAGCAUGCAAGCUUGGCUUACAUAACCAUACUUUAUAUUCAGUUGAUAUAUAAUAACCGUUCUAACCUCUUCCGGGAAAAUAUUUUUAGAACUACUAGCUUUUCCACAGAUAGGAAAAUGAGGAUUCUUGAGGGAGCUGCUCCACCAUGCUAUUAAGACUCUGGCAGAGUUAUAGUAGAAUAUGGAUCCCUGUAUUAAUAAGUUCUGUAAAUACAAUGUCUUAAGGCUUUGUAUAGCUGUCCUAGACUGCAGAAAUGUCCUCUGGUUAAAUCCAAAGUCUGGCAUCAUUAAGUACUAUAGUGCUGUAGCAACAAGUCUUAUCAUGGCACCUCUUUCUAUGUUUGAUUUGCUUUUUCUAAGAGUAUUUAGAUCUCUUCUGGUGAGAUAGGAAGACCAUUAAAGCAAUUAGGUUUCAGAAUGAUCUAUGUGACCAAAUGUUGGACAGCCCUAUUAAAGUGGUAAAUUAGUUCUUUCUAAA